Molecule: messenger RNA, 6323 nt
Organism: Polypterus senegalus (gray bichir)
Lineage: Eukaryota; Metazoa; Chordata; Cladistia; Polypteriformes; Polypteridae
Gene: prex2
Product: phosphatidylinositol-3,4,5-trisphosphate-dependent Rac exchange factor 2
Exons: 40
Coding region: 580-5424 (1614 amino acids)
Biological process (GO): intracellular signal transduction
Molecular function (GO): guanyl-nucleotide exchange factor activity; protein binding
Source: RefSeq, a predicted model, not a curated record
CCCAGUGUUUUGCGGUGUUCCAGGUGCCUUUUGCGCUCUUGCGUGCUCGCGCACAGCCCCGACUCUCUCGGAAUUGUCCUCCCUCUGCCGCUAUCUUUUUGUCAGGCGCGCAACAUUGGCACGCAACUAUUCCCAGGACCAUAUUUCCUGUGCUUUUUCCUGAGUUUUUGGGGGUGGAUUCAAUAAGGUCUGGCAGUCACAUGGAUGCAAGUUUUUUUUUUUCUUGUUGUUGGGGGGUGUGAAUGUCCAAAUGCGAGUGUUGCCUGGUUUAAAGUUGCAAGUACGGGCACCACUGGAGCAGUUUGGCUCCUUCUUAAAGUCGCUAUUUUUAUUUUUCGUAAAUAGUUUGUGUUAUGUAUUUCGAGUAAUUUGGAUGCAACUUUUCAAUAGUUUUCGGCAGUGUUACUGUUGUUGCAGCCAUCGAUUUCUUUCAAUCAUGUAACUCUGUGACAUUUUAUUUUUGUGUUCGACACACAUUGGAAACUUUACUUCCUAAACGGGAAGACUCGGACGGGAAUACAGAAAUAAUAUAAAGAAGACCCUGGAGUAAAAGAGACGGGAGCGGAGAAGGAAACUUUGAUGAAUCCGAGCUGCAUAAUGACUGAAGAAGGGAAAGCGGAGCAUCGGAGUGAAAGCGGGAAAGACCUGGAAAAGCAGCUCCGCUUACGGGUGUGCGUUUUAAGCGAGCUGCUCAAGACGGAGCGGGAUUACGUGGGCACGCUCGAGUUCCUCACGGCAUUUCUUCAUCGACUGAACCAGUAUGCUGCUUCUAAAAUGGACAAGAAUGUGACAGAGGAAACAGUUAAGACGCUGUUUUCUAACAUUGAAGAAAUUCUGCUUAUACACAAAGACUUCUUGGCCAUGCUGGAGGAGUUCCUGCAGCCAGAGCCAAAUGCACAUCAUGAACUUGGGCACUGCUUCCUUCAAUUUAGAGACAGAUUUCAAAUUUAUGAUGAUUAUUGCAGCAACCAUGAAAAAGCACAGCGGCUACUUCUUGAACUGAACAAAAUAAGGACAGUACGAACAUGCUUGUUGAACUGCAUGUUGCUAGGUGGGCGCAAGAAUACUGAAGUGCCACUUGAAGGCUAUCUUGUUGCCCCCAUACAAAGGAUAUGCAAGUAUCCACUACUUCUUAGGGAACUAUUAAAGAGAACUCCAAGGAAACAUAAUGACUACUCCUUGGUACAAGAAGCUCUACAAGUAAUGAAAGAGGUUUGCUCCAACAUCAACGAAACAAAGAGACAAAUGGAAAAAUUAGAAGUUCUGGAGGAAUGGCAGUCACAUAUUGAGGGUUGGGAGGGCUCCAGCAUUACUGAUACAUGCACAGAGCUGCUCAUGCAGGGGAUUCUGAUGAAAAUUUCAGCUGGGAACAUCCAGGAGCGCGUUUUUUUCCUUUUUGAUAACCUGUUAGUGUACUGCAAAAAGAAACACAGGCGUUUAAAAAACAGCAAAGCUGUGACAGAAGGGUAUCGUUACCAGUUCCGUGGAAGAAUCAAUACUGAAGUUAUGGAAGUAGAGAAUGUGGAUGAUGGCACAGCUGACUACCAUAGCAGUGGAAACAUUGUAAGCAACGGCUGGAAGAUUCACAACACUGCAAAAAACAAGUGGUUCGUCUGCAUGGCGAAAACUCCCGAAGAAAAGCAAGAGUGGUUGGAAGCUAUUUUAAAAGAGCGAGAAAGGAGAAAAAGCUUGAGGCUUGGGAUGGAACAGGACACUUGGGUGAUGGUUUCAGAGAAAGGCGAGAAGCUCUACAAUUUAAUGUGCAAACAUGGGAACCUAAUCAAAGACAGGAAGAGAAAGCUCACCACCUUCCCUAAGUGCUUCUUUGGAAGUGAAUUUGUGGCUUGGCUAAUGGAGAUUGGAGAGAUUGACAACCCUGAAGAGGGUGUUCACCUGGGACAGGCCCUACUGGAAAAUGGCAUUAUUCAUCAUGUUACAGACAAGCACCAGUUUAAGUCUGAGCAGUUACUCUACAGAUUCAGAUAUGAUGACGGCACUUACCAUCCAAGAAGUGACAUGCAAGAUGUCAUCUCCAAGGGCGUCAGACUCUAUUGUCGGCUUCAUAGUUUGUUUACUGCAGUUAUCAGGGAUAAAGACUACCACCUGCGGACCUACAAGUCAGUAGUGAUGGCAAAUAAGUUGAUAGACUGGCUUAUUGCACAGGGAGACUGUCGAACAAGAGAAGAGGCAAUAAUCCUGGGAGUUGAGCUUUGUGACAAUGGGUUCAUGCAUCAUGUGCUGGAAAAAAGUGAAUUCAAGGAUGAACCCCUGCUAUUUCGAUUUUUUGCUGAUGAGGAGAUGGAAGGAUCAAACACCAAGUACAAACCCAUGAAACAUGAUCUAAAAAUAGUUGAGAAUGUCAUAGCCAAGUCAUUGCUGAUUAAACCUAGUGAAGGAGGCUAUGGUUUUUAUUUAGAGGAAAGAAAUCGGGUGCCUAUUGUCAAAUCUGUGGAGAAAGGUUCAUAUGCAGAGAUGGCUGGUUUGGAAAUUGGGAAAAAAAUAUUUGCCAUCAAUGGAGAUUUGGUGUUUCUAAGACCUUUCCAUGAAGUGGAAUGUUUCCUGAAGCAGUGCUUUAAUGGCCGGAGACCUCUUAGGGUCCUCAUGAGCACCAAGCCAAGAGAAACUAUCAAGAUCCCAGACUCAGCUGAUGGCCUGGGUUUUCAAAUUCGAGGCUUUGGCCCCUCAGUUGUACAUGCAGUUGGUAGAGGAACUGUGGCUGCCAUGGCAGGUUUACAUCCUGGUCAGUGUAUCAUCAAAGUGAAUGGAAUUAAUGUCAGCAAAGAGAGCCAUGCUAGUGUCAUUGCACAUGUCACAGCCUGCAGGAAAUACAGACGACCAACACAGCAAGAUUCUAUAAAAUGGGUUUACAACAGCAUUGAAAGUGCCCAAGAAGAUCUGCAGAAAGCAAAUCUGAAACCCCCUGGGGACGACUGUGGUGAUGUCUUUGAAUGUAAAGUAGAAGAAGUGAUUGACAAAUUCAGCACUAUUGCAAUAAUAGAUGGAAAAAAGGACCAUGUGAGCCUGACAGUUGACAAUGUUCAUCUGGAAUACGGAGUUGUGUAUGAAUACGACAGCACCGCUGGGAUCAAGUGCCAUGUACUCGAAAAAAUGGUUGAACCCAAGGGCUUUUUUAGCCUAACUGCAAAGAUACUUGAAACACUGGCUAAAACGGAUGAGCAGUUUGUGCAAAGCUGUAGUAGGCUGAGCUCAAUAAAUGAUAUCAUCCCUGCAGAACUUCAGACCAAGUUUGUCUUAAUGUGCAGUGAACGACUUGAACGUGUGAACAGAAGGAUAACAAAUUAUCGCAAAGUAAGUCUGUUUUCCAGGGUUCUUAAAAACAGAGCAUGGCCAACAUUUAAACAAGCCAAGACCAAGAUCUCCCCACUGCACAGCAGUGAUUUCUGUCCCACUAACUGUCACAUCAACAUCAUGGAAGUAUCCUAUCCUAAAACCACCACUUCUCUUGGCAGUGCAUUUGGAGUGCAGCUAGACAACCGGAAAAACUCUACACUAGAGAGAGUCAACAAAACGUCAGAAACAGGUAAAUUAAACCCCAUGGUGUACAUGCAGCAUACUAUUACCACAAUGGCAGCUCCUUCAGGACAUAGCUUGGGGAGACCAGAUAGUCAUGGUCUCCGGUUCCUCUUAAGAGAGGAGGACUUGACCACGCUUGACCUUUACCAAAGACUGCUCAGCAAACUACAGACUGUGAUGAAGGAGAUGGACAGUUACUCUUGUCAGAUUGAUGAACUUCUGUCCUCAAUAACUCACCCUCCAUGUUCAGAAUCCAAAUUGGCAGAGACCUAUAUCACUACAGAUACUGAAAAUGAGAAGAGUGAACGAAAUGGCAAACGUGUCUGCUUUAACGUGGCAGGUGAUGAACAAGAUGACUCUGGUCAUGACACCAUCAGCAAUCGAGAUUCUUACAGUGACUGCAACAGCAACAGGAACUCAAUAGCCUCUUACACAAGUAUUUGCAGCAGUCAUUGCAGCUCCUACGUCCAUAGUGAUGAGAUGGAUUCAGGAGAUGAGCUUCCUCUUAAUGUGAGAAUCUCUCAUGACAAACAGAAGAAAUUGCUUGGCUUUCUGGAGCAUCUUGUUAGCCAGGUAGAAUCAAUCACAGGUCUUCUGAAAGGUCCAGCUGUGGCAAAGGCCUUUGAGCAGACAAAGUGCUUCACACCAGCACGUGGCUUUCAAGAGUUCCAGCAGGAAAUGGAGCCAAAGGUAAACUGCACCAAGAAGCUACGCCUUCACAUCAAGCAGGACCCAUGGAAUCUCCCCAGCAGUGUGCAGAAUCUAACACAAACACUUGCCAAGUUUGCCGAAGAGGUGAAGACAAGGAUUCUGCUGGCUCUCCUUGAAUACACAGACUCAGAGAUUCAGCUCAGGAGGGACAUGGUUUUCUGUCAGAGUCUCGUCGCCACUGUCUGCACUUUCUCAGAACAUCUGCUUGCAGUCUUGAAUCACACAAGCAGUGUAAUCAAAGAGGAAGAAAGUGAGACCCAAGAGGCCAACAGGAGGUGGCUAGAACAGAUAGCAAACGCAGGCCUUCUUCUCCACUUUCAGUCACUACUUUCACCCAGUAUGGCAGAUGAGCAGGCAAUGCUGGAAGAUACUUUGGUGGCUUUAAUUGACCUGGAAAAAGUGACUUUUUACUUCAAGCAGUCUGAAGGGGAACCACUAGUUGCGAAUAUGCCAAUCACCUAUCAGGUUGAAGGAAGUCGACAAGCACUUAAAGUUCAUUUUAUCCUGGAAAAUUUUCACUUUGAACAACUUCCACAAAGACUAAAAAAUGGAGGGGGCUUCAGAAUUUACCCAGUUCUUUUUACACAAGCUUUGGAGAGUAUGGAGGGAUACUAUUACAGAGAUAAUGUGUCAGUGGAAGAAUUUCAAGCCCAGAUAAAUUCAGCUUCUCUGCAGAAGGUCAAGCAGUAUUAUCAGAAGCUCAGGGCCUUCCAUCUGGACAAAUCAAACUUGUCUCCCAGCUCCACUUCUAAAGCUGCACUAAUAGACAAGCUUAUGCGUCCCCUAAAUGCACUGGAUGAACUCUACCGACUAAUAGAAAGUUUUAUCAGCUCAAAGCGAACAGCUGCUUGCCAAUACACUGCGUGUGGCGCCUCAGGUGUUGGUCUGCUCUCAGUGGCAUUAGAAUUGUGUAACCGUCUGGGAGCGUGCCACGUUGUUAUGUGCAACAGCGGAGUACAUCGCUGUACCCUAAGCGUCACUUUGGAGCAGGCGAUUCUCCUUGCCAGAAGUCAUGGGCUUCCACCACGGUGCAUCAUGCAGGCCACUGAUGUAAUGCGGAAACAGGGUGCAAGAGUUCAAAACUCUGCCAAGAAUUUAGGAGUGAGGGAUCGCACACCGCAGUCAGCUCCGAGAUUGUACAAGCUGUGCCAGCCACCACCUCCUGAUGGAGACUCGUGAAGGAAAACAAAGACUCAAAUGCAUUCUUGCUUCAGCUUGGACUUGAGCGUUCAUGUCUAUCGCACUUCCUAAUGAGCAGCAGUCUUAUCCAGAACACUGGACUGAUGAAUCCUGGGAAUUGCUGCCUGUAGACUUUCUGUUGUUGCCAGUGUGCCUGACUUAUGGGUUUUACUUCAUUCAGUUUGUUUAUAGGAAGACAGUGUUAAGUAAAAACAUGAAUUUUCUUUCAGUGAUUUUAUCAGUACAAUGCAUCUCAUUUUAACAUUUUGUUUUCAGAUUUGUUUUAUUUAAAACAUUUCUUAAUCCUUUGCUAACAUACUACCUUUCUUGUAUUCUCCCAGAUUAUAGUAUUGUAGUCCAAGCCUUAUGGCCCCUUUUGGCAAGGCGGGAGGCUUAAAUUGAGCUGCUGUUACUCUUCUACACUUCUUGUAAUAUUUAUUUUUAUACACACUCUGUUGUAAUUUCAUCUUACUACAUAACUGUUCUUGGUGCUAACUAAUGUGAAAAAAAUCUCAUAAUAAGAGUAAUUGCUCAAAUUUUAAAAUAUGUGUUCAUAUUAAGGCAGCUAGAAUAGGAAGGUCUUGCCAUUGAGGGAUAUCAACAUGUAAAUAUUCGCGUGUUUCUAAUGCCAUAGAAUGCAAAGAUUUGGGAAGGACAUAGUUACAUGCUGUAUGUUUAAUGACAAUAAUAUUAUUCUCUAAAAAUAUGUAUACUGCUCGUUUACAUAGUCUACAGAGAUAUCUAAAUAAAAGAACUGAACCCUAUAUUUAAAAAAAAAAAAGUAUACAAACUUGCAGAAUAUAUUUUUUUUUAUCUUUGUCUAGUAUAGGAGUCAACAAUUUGUGUUAAAUUUCAGAAGACCAGAAGACGAAAAGAGUUUUUUUGCCAAUUUAUAUAUA